AUGGAGCUUGCAUCUGUGAAGAGUGAAUUCAACCCAAGAUGUAAUAGGUUACACGUUAUGGUGGAUGGCAGCGAGGCUAAUGCUUCAAGGGGCAUCAAAAGGCGGCGAAGAGAUUCGUCUUCGCCUCUGCCUCCAACGGUGUUAGGGGGCAAUGAACAACAAGGUGAACAGCCGGAAGCCCAACAGACACCACAGAGUGGCCAAUCGACCCCCAGCACCGUGAAGAGAAGUUCAAGGUUCAGAGGAGUUAGCAGACACAGAUGGACUGGAAGGUAUGAAGCACAUCUAUGGGAUAAAGGGACAUGGAAUCCAACUCAGAAAAAGAAAGGAAAGCAAGUGUAUUUGGGAGCUUAUAAUGAUGAAGAAGCUGCUGCUAGAGCUUAUGAUUUGGCUGCACUUAAGUAUUGGGGAACAUCAACGUUCACCAAUUUUCCAGUAUCAGAUUAUGAGAAAGAAAUUGAGAUAAUGAAAACUGUAACCAAAGAAGAAUACCUUGCUUCAUUGAGAAGAAGAAGCAGUGGAUUUUCUAGAGGUGUAUCAAAGUAUAGAGGAGUAGCAAGGCACCAUCACAAUGGAAGAUGGGAAGCAAGGAUUGGAAGAGUGUUCGGCAACAAGUACCUUUACCUUGGAACUUACAGUACACAAGAAGAGGCAGCUCGCGCAUAUGAUAUUGCUGCAAUUGAAUACAGAGGCAUAAAUGCUGUGACAAACUUUGACUUGAGCACUUACAUCAGAUGGCUAAGACCAGGAGGAGUACACUCUAGCACCUCUCAAGAUCAAAAGCCGAGCACAGACCCUCAGAUAUUUACAACCUCUAACCCCAUCCUAGCCACAGGAGCCACCGAGCUAUCAAACUUCAACUUCCAUCCAGUCCCUGCAAGCGAAUUGGACAUCACCAAGAAGAAAGAGUUUUCCAAGUUUGCGGCACCUUUAAGUCCAUGCUAUAAGUCACCUUCAUCUUCCCCAACAGCAUUAGGACUUCUACUAAAAUCCUCAGUGUUUAGAGAACUGAUGCAGAGAAACCUGAAUUCUGCAGAUGAAGAAGCUGAAGAAGUUGAAUUGAAAUAUCCAGAAGAGGGCAGUGAUGGGAUUGGAGGGAUUCUUAAUAACAAUGACACUAACAGUAUAUCUUACUUUGGUUCUUCUUCCAAUAUCAACAGAUUACCUAACUUAGUGUCUCCAGAAAGCAGCAAAAUGCCAAUGUAUCACAGAACUGUUAUGCCAUCGCUGUGGAAUGGUGCUUUCAACAUUUCUGACUGA
This is a messenger RNA of Arachis duranensis, 1260 nucleotides long. Its product is annotated as ethylene-responsive transcription factor WRI1-like. Gene Ontology annotation, biological process: regulation of DNA-templated transcription. The record is from RefSeq and is a predicted model, not a curated record. Gene Ontology annotation, molecular function: DNA-binding transcription factor activity; DNA binding. NCBI's taxonomy places the organism in Eukaryota, Viridiplantae, Streptophyta, Magnoliopsida, Fabales, Fabaceae. The transcript has 8 exons. The coding region runs from base 1 to 1260 and encodes 419 amino acids.